GGCUGUCGCCGUGCGAUGCUGACACCUCUCAGGGGCGAUCGCGCUGUGUGCUCUGUCACAGGUUUCAGACAGACAGUGAGGAGGGUUAAAGCUCAACGUUCAGCCACACGUUCGCUGAUUUACUGACACCACCUACCUACUGGUCUACACAGCAGGUGGAUGAACGGGCUAAAGGGAUAGUUAGCGCAGAUAACAAGCGGCCAAAGAUCCGUGCUGUCAAACUCAGUCAACAUCUGAAGUCAGACAUGGGUGACAACAGGGAUGGAUUCAGAGUCAGUUAGGAGAUGACCUCCCUUCAGUAGCUGUCUGUGCUGGACAGCUGACCCUGGCAGCCCCUACAUGGCGUGCCCUGUCCAGUUCCUCUGUCGGGGGCUUCGCAACGUUGGAUUGGUUCUCCUCUACUAUAGCUUCUCUAUCGGCAUCACCUUCUACAACAAAUGGCUGAUGAGGGGUUUCCACUACCCCCUCUUCAUGACGUUGGUUCACCUCACCAUCAUCUUCUGCCUGUCGUCUCUGACGAGAAGGGCCAUGCAGUGCUGGACAGGGAAAUCCCGUGUUAUUCUGAGUUGGUCAGAUUACCUCAUAAAAGUGGCGCCCACUGCCUUGGCCACGGCACUGGAUAUUGGACUUUCCAACUGGAGUUUACUCUUUAUCACCAUUAGCUUGUACACCAUGACCAAGUCCACGGCAGUACUCUUUAUCCUGUUUUUCUCCUUGUUGUUCAAACUAGAGGAGCCGAACCCAUUCCUGAUCGUGGUGGUCCUGCUGAUCUCCAGCGGUCUGUUUAUGUUUACAUACGAGUCAACCCAGUUCAACCUGGAGGGGUUCGUCAUGGUGCUGCUGGCGUCCUUCAUAGGGGGGAUCCGCUGGACCCUCACCCAGCUCCUGAUGCAAAAGGCAGAGCUGGGCCUUCAGAACCCGAUAGACGCCAUGUACCACCUACAACCCCUCAUGUUCGUUGGCCUCUUUCCCCUCUUCCUGUUUAACGAAGGGCUGAGCCUCAGUACCUCAGAAAAGCUGUUCCGGGUGACAGAGCUUUCACCUCUCCUAUACUCACUCUUCACACUGAGUAUCGGCGGGUCGCUGGCCUUUGGUUUAGGCUUCUCUGAGUUCCUGCUCGUCUCCCGAACUUCCAGCCUUACUCUAUCAAUAUCAGGGAUCUUUAAGGAGGUGUGUACUCUGCUUUUAGCAUCAGCUCUGAUGGGAGACAAAAUGAGCUUGCUGAAUUGGCUUGGAUUCACUGUGUGCCUGUGUGGCAUUUCAUUACAUGUGGGACUCAAGACGUACUAUUCAAAAAAUAAGGUCCCAACGUUAAGGCAGCUGAACAGUCGAAGCCCAGAGCUUGAGUUGCCGUUGCUGCAGCAGAACAGAGACAAUGCAGAGGAUUCAGCCGCUGAUGGAUACAGCGACGAAGACGAGGAGCAAGAAAUCACUCUGCACUGACAUAGGAUAGGAGCCAAUGAAGUCUUGACUGCCAUCAUACCACACAUGGCUCUACAGCUCUCUCAUUACACACCAAAUAAGUGCUUCAGCACUUCCAAAAAACUGCUCUGGAGACACAGAUGGAACAGUCUCUCCAGCUCUUUACUCCUACUGAUCGUGUCUUCGGGCGGGAAUUAGCUGUACAUUAACUGUGGACUUUGAACGUGAGACAAGUUAUGAUGUUUUGCCUUAGGGGGGGCUUCUGAAAUGUAGCUAAUACAUGCAAGUGUCAAAGUAAGAUGUAUGGGGGAGGAGAGCUUUACAUUUUAGGUGAUAAUUUGACACCUUGAAUUGUAGUGGGUCAUUUUUCUUUGCUAUAGACUUGUCACACUGUGGGAAUAUCUUCUGACUUUGUUAUAUAUACCUAAAUACAUGUGUUUGGCACAUGUCCCUGCACAUAAUUAAUUGUUAGGUAAGUGAAGGCCAUUGUGAGAAUGUUCUAAUUCAAGCAUUUGGUUUGAGGAAGAAUCAACUAGAAUUUAGAGAACAUUGGUAUCACCGUGAUUAGGAAGUAGGAGGAGUAAAUCUGAAUAUGCAGGUUGUUUUCUUGACUAAUCAAAUAAUUCUUAGAAAAAAAAAACCUGACCUAAAGCCUUAAGGUUCAUCUUAAAACUCAACUCCUGUCACCACAUUUGAGAAACUUUUAACAUAGGGAAUGUUUAGUAUAUUUUUUUUGAAAAAGUGGCUCAAAUGUUUAAUUGAUUAUCUAAAAUUCAGAUUAGAUAUCCAUUGAUUGACUAAUUUGAUUUAUCAAGCCCACUCAAUGUUUACGUACAUUUUAAAAUAUGGCCGAUGUGACAGAUCCCUAAAAAGACACAAAGUCUUAAGAGUAAAAUAGACGCAUGCUGCAACAUAACAAAGGUUGGCUAGAUGUCAGGUCUGAUGGAAUGAAGUCCCAUUCAACAUGAAGCUAUAGUGUGUGUCCAAACACUGGCCCAUAUCACAAUGUAGUAAUUUUUAAUCAGAAUCUAACAGAACUAACAAAAAGUGCUGCAGGAUGUAAUGGAUCUCAGACAGUUGUACCAUUAUGUGCCUUUUUAAUGUCUUCAAAGAGCUAUUUUUAAAAUCUGUCAUGAUUUAAUUCUCAGUCAGUUUUAAGCCAUAUCAAUGUUGUUGUUUUUUUUCAUGAUUUUCUGUAAAAAUGCAGCAUUGUUGCAAUGAUGUGGAAAAAGAAGUCUAAAUUAUAUUUUUAAUUCCAGAAUAAAUGUGUAAGGGAAACCCA
Molecule: messenger RNA, 2704 nt
Organism: Pleuronectes platessa (European plaice)
Lineage: Eukaryota; Metazoa; Chordata; Actinopteri; Pleuronectiformes; Pleuronectidae
Gene: slc35h1
Product: solute carrier family 35 member C2
Exons: 10
Coding region: 340-1443 (367 amino acids)
Biological process (GO): UDP-glucose transmembrane transport
Cellular component (GO): Golgi apparatus; endoplasmic reticulum-Golgi intermediate compartment; cis-Golgi network
Molecular function (GO): antiporter activity
Source: RefSeq, a predicted model, not a curated record